GCCCUCAAUGAGAACAUUAUCUCAAGAUGGAUACGUCAAGAAUGAUCGUGAACACAUUCAACUUCCAUGGUCAGCAGCUUAGCAAGAUCAUGGAAGACAAGCAAGUCAAACUGCUGGGAAGCAUAAACAUUCGUGAUGUUGACUAUCACACGUAUCACCAAAGGACUAAAGAUCUAAGCAUGCAGGAUCGAACAAAGCGAUUAAAACUGCUAAACUUCAUGGCUGAUAAGGCAGAGCUGUUGUACAGACCGCUCUCACAAGACGAGCUGCCUCAGCCGACGGAAUCGCUGGCUGAAGAUGAAGAUUUGUACGCCAAGGUGCCGUGUCUCCCCGAGUUCCUGGGACUGAACAGGGCUGCUUGGAGGGAGCAGGCUCUCAAGAUCAUCCGGCCCGGCCAGAUCAUCCUAUGCCAGGUGGUGGGCAUGAAGCCGACCGGCGCGCUGGUGCUCGACUGCGCCGUGCUCGUCUCCUGCGGCUGCAUGCCCAUCUCGCGCAACCAGCAGCACAUCCGGGCGGUGGUGCCGGGAAACAUGUCGCUGGACCGGCACUGGAAGACGCACGAGCUGUGCAUGGGCCUGGUAGUGGAGGUGCAGCAGGGCGACAUGAUCGUGAUGUCGCUUAUGGAGUCGAACCUGCCGCCGGCGCUGGUCGGCCACGUCAAGCUGGGUCACGUGACACUCAACGACCUGUCGCCACGCUGCAAGCGGGCUGUCGGCAGUCAGGAGCCGCAGACGACGUACGAGGACCACCUGCACGCCGCCGUCGGCUUCCACAACCCGAACGCCAUGCUGUACCUGGCCGAGAAGCAGGGCCUGCUGGAGCUGCAGCAGUCCUUCGGACAGCAUCUCGCGAGCGGCUUCCCCAAGGAGGAGUGCGCCGCUGGCCUGCGCAAGGAGCAGGCCUCCCGCUGGGCCUACCGCUCCGUGGCCAAGGGCGUGGCGCUGUUCAAGAAGGGCGAGUACGGCGAGGCGUUCCAGUGCCUGAACCAGGCGCUGAACGUCGACCCCAGCAACGUUGAGGGCCUGGUGGCCAGGGGAGCACUGUUCGCCAAUCGCGGCAACUACGAGAAAGCCAUUCUGGACUUUGAGAAGGCUCUGAAUGAAGACGCAAACCACCAGAACGCCAAAAAGUACAUGGGUGAAACACUAGUAGCGCAGGCCAAAAUGUAUGAGGACGAGAAGGACUACGACAAGGCCAUGGAGGUAUACAAGCUCAGCCUGUCGUUCGUGCCCGACAACAAGGAGGCGCUCCGUUCCAUCCGCUUCCUCAAGGCCAUGCAAGUCGGCCAGAUCCAGGCGGAGGACCUGCUGCGCCUGGACGACCUGGCCAUCCCGCAGCGAAACGAGAAGGCAUCGGAACUGAAGAAGAAGCUGCUCGCCCUCCUCGGAGAGGAGGACGGCGCCGGCAGCUCUGCCAAGAAAAAGAAAAAGUCGAAGAAGCGGCGCCGCCGCAGCAGCUCGGACAGCAGCAGCAGCAGCAGCAGCAGCGACAGGUCGGGCCGCAGCAGCGGGUCGGCCCGCAGUCGCCACUCGCCCCGGCCUAGAAGAGGAGAAUCGCCCGAACCCAAGCCUUGCGAUGGGCCCCAGCCAGCCGCCGGAAGCUCCAGUCGGCGCCGCAGCGGGUCGCUCUCGCCGCUCAGCAAGAAGAUGCACCUGAUGCAGGGCCAGCAGCGGCUGCCGGCGGCGCCCGGCGGUCCGGCCGAGCUGCCGCUGGCGCACGGCUUCAGCAACCCGCCGCCAGUGGCGCUGCCGCUGGCCGAGCGCGUGCCGGUCGGCGCCAACCCCUACCAGAUGUACCCGGGCCCGUCCGCGGCGGUGGCGCCGCUCGUCGUGCCCCCGGGCGUGUACGCCCCGCCGCCGGUGAAGAGCCAAGAGGACCACGCCUAUGAGGAGAAGGUGCGCCGCUUCCUGGACUCGCUCGAGAAGGACGGCGGCGGCGGCGGCGCCGCGCGGAAGGAGCGCGCCCCGGAGCCGGGCCGCCGCUGGCCGCCGCCGCGCGACUACCGAGACCAGUGGGAGGCGCGCGACCCGCUCGAGCCCUACUUGGACCGGCCGGCAGGCCGCCGCCGCGACCUGGACAGAGAUGCCAGGGAUGCCAGGGAUGCCAGGGAUGCCAGGGAUGCCAAGGACGCUAGGGAUGCCAAGGAUGCCAGGGACGCCAGAGACGCCAGGGACGCCAGAGAUUCCAAGGACGUCAGAGACUUGAAGGACGCGGAGCGGAGGCCCAAGAGAGAACGGACAGAAUCCGCUAAAGACAAGAGGGAAGACGUCACUCCGUCCAAGAAAGACGAGGAACGCCAGAGAAAGAAGGAUGAAGGCAGUGGAAAGAAGAAAGACAAAAAGAAAAAAAGUCGAUGGGACGAUGGCAAAUCCGAAGGAAAGACCGAGAGCAAGGUGGAGGGAAAAUCGGAUGUGAAGUCUGAGGGAAAAUCCGACAGCAAGUCGAAAAGUGACAAAAAGUCCAAACAGAAGGAGGUGACCGAGCCGGGGCCUCCCAAGACUGAAGAGCCAGAUUUGGACGACGAUGAGUUUCUCUACGGCGACGCCAAAGACGCUAUAGGCGAAAUCAAGGCCGAGAAGAAUGACUACGAUCCCUCGGAGCCAACCAAGGAUGACGAGGCGGUGGCGGCCGGUGCCAACGGGACCAAACCGGACGGCGUGCCGGGCACCGCCGCCCACAAGGAGGAAACGAAACACAAAGCGACGAGCAAGCGGGAGCGCCAGCCGUCCGGCGGCUCGGCCCACUCAGCCGGCGAGCUCAAGUACCUGACCGAGCUGGAGCAGCUGCGGAAGCAGGUGCAGAAGCUCAAGGAGAAGGAGAAGAAAAAGAAACACAAGAAGAGGAAGGAGAAGGCGGCGAGCCGGGAGCCGCUGGUGGCGUCGGCCGCGCGCGGCGGCACGCCACAGCGCGAGGCAGCCGGCGGCGCCGACCGCGCCUCAUCAGAGCGCGUAGUGCGCAUGGAGGCCUCCGGCUCGGAGUCGGCCGCCGACCUGACCAAGUGGAAGCACGCGGGCUGGAAUGAGGAGAGUGUGGAGGUCAAGAAGCGCAAGGACGGCUCGGUGCGGAUCGUUAAGACCGAGAUAGACGACGAGGGCCGGGAUAGUGUCAAUAAGAUGAAGGCAGUGUUCGAGGAGUACCAGCCCAAGAUCAAGGCAACCACUGACAAGAACAAGCUGAAGGGCAUGUCUGUCGGCAAGCGGCCGGACCUCAAGAUCAACCUGCUCGGGGUCAAGAAGGAGGAGGUCUUGCCGCCAUCCAAGGAGGACACGGACAAGCAGAAGCCGGCCGUCGAGGAGUCGGCCGACGCGAAGGAGAAGUCGCCGGAGAAGACGGUGCGCCGCCGCUCGCCCUGGUCGAGCCGCUCGCGCUCCCGGAGUCGCAGUCCGCGCUUCUCGCGCUACGGCCGCCCGCGCAGCGACAACUGGCACAGCCACAACUACGUGCCGGGCCGGUACUCGCGCGCCCGCGGCUUCCGACCGGGCUUCAGGGCCGGCUUCCGCGGUGGCUUCCGUGGCGGCUCGCGGGGCGUGGGGCCGCGCGGUACCGCCGGCGACCGGUUCCACUUCGUGCGCCGACGGCCACCUGCCGACAUGUUCGCCAAGCUGAAGGAGGCCAAGCUGAAGAUCGAGGCUGACCUGUCGUCGCACCAGCAGCGCGCGUCCGACAUGGCCUCCACUGUGUCGGCGGCGGCCGUGUCCGUCGCCUCCACGCCCUCCGAGGUCAGCAAGCUGAUGGCCGGCAAGUGGGGGGACGACACCAAGGCGGAGGCCGAGUCGCUGGAGGAGACGGAGAAGUUCAUCUCGAAAGGCAUGGCCGAGAAGAAGAAGGAGAUGCUCGAGAGGAACAAGCACCUGCUGAAGGAAGCGUGA
This is a messenger RNA of Pollicipes pollicipes, 3869 nucleotides long. RefSeq names its product zinc finger CCCH domain-containing protein 13. The record is from RefSeq and is a predicted model, not a curated record. Bases 27 to 3869 code for a protein of 1280 amino acids. Gene Ontology annotation, molecular function: protein binding. The transcript is spliced from 26 exons. Lineage: Eukaryota; Metazoa; Arthropoda; Thecostraca; Pollicipedomorpha; Pollicipedidae.